This is a messenger RNA of Ictidomys tridecemlineatus (thirteen-lined ground squirrel), 1036 nucleotides long. NCBI's taxonomy places the organism in Eukaryota, Metazoa, Chordata, Mammalia, Rodentia, Sciuridae. The record is from RefSeq and is a predicted model, not a curated record.
AGCUACAGAUCAAGAGCUACAAGAACUUUCUUUGUUUUUUUUACAGACCCUGAUUCACAAAUAUCAUAUGUCAUUUUAAGUUUCUUUUGAUUUAAAUUCUUGCCUAGACAUUUUUACACCAGAUUAUCAGUUGUAUACUUUUACUAAUCGACUGCAGGUAUUUUACACUAAGUAUUCUUAAAGUCUUUUAUAAAACAUUUAGAUUGAGUCUGCCAGUGGACCUUAAAGAACAAAAGAAGCAAGUUAUCAAGAUUAACUGAAGUUAUCGAGGCAUUUUUAGAUUUUUUAAAAAAUGCCUCGGAAUAAACAAAAUGAAUGUAUACUAAACAAAGAAGAGAUAAAUUACACAGAUAUAAAAUUUUUCAAAUCUCAACAGAAGAGAAGAAGACCCAAGGAAAAGCAGGAUUCUGUAAUAUCAAAUGAAGAGACUGUAAACUAUGUGCCACUGAAAUUCAACAGAGCUUUUCACCUCAAACACAAAAAAUUGUUUGUUAGAGAAAAAAAAGACCCUGAAUCUACAGCAUGGCGGGUGAUAGCUGGCAUCCUAGUGGUCUUGUGUAUGGUUUUGCUGACAACAGUGGGUGUCUUGCUUUCAAACUUACUUUCUAGAAGAGAAGAACAAAACAGAAAAAUUUCCACCACAUCUUCUAAAGACAAUGAAUGUUCCUGUGAUCUUAGAUCUCACAAUGGGAUUGGGUUUGGAAAUAGUUACUAUCAUGUUUCUAAUGAAACCAAAACCUGGCCAGAAAGUCACACUGCCUGUGUAGAACUGAAUUCUCAUCUUCUGAAGAUACAGACCCAAGAAUUGCUGGAUAUCUUAUCAACAUUUGGAAUGUCGGGAUGGAUAGAUCAUAAAAUGUGUGCAACUGAUUGGUCCCCGUUAAUGGAAAAUUGUACCAAAAUGAAUGAAAAGUUCAAUUGAUGAAAAAGAAGAACAAGAAUUGUGCUUAUAUCAGUGGAAAGUAUAUUUAUCCUGAAAACUGUUCAUGUAGGAAAAUUUACAUAUGUGAGUUUAAUAUACAGCAACAUCUGCUUU